GAGCUAAAGAGACUGCGCUCACAAUCAGUAAGAGGUGGGCAGAGGGCGCGAGAGGUGGGCAGAGUCGUUGCGUUUCGCCGGCCCGGAAGGGGACCUGCGCUCUUGAGUUGACCAGGGACUGAGCAUUUCAGAUCUGCUUGGUAAACCUGGUGCACCACCAUGCUGGCCGCAAGACUUGUGUGUCUCCGGACACUACCUUCCAGGGUUUUCCACCCAGCUCUCACCAAGGCCUCCCCUGUUGUGAAGAAUUCCAUCACGAAAAAUCAGUGGCUCUUACCACCCAGCAGGGAAUAUGCCACCAAGACAAGACUUGGAAUUCGGCGUGGGAAAACUAGCCAAGAACUCAAGGAGGCAGCUUUGGAGCCAUCAUUGGAAAAAAUAUUUAAAAUUGAUCAGAUGGGAAGAUGGUUUAUUGCUGGAGGGGCUGCUGUUGGUCUUGGAGCUUUGUGCUACUAUGGCUUGGGAAUGUCUAAUGAGAUUGGAGCUCUUGAAAAAGCCGUAAUUUGGCCUCAGUAUGUGAAGGAUAGAAUUCAUACCACCUAUAUGUACUUAGCAGGAAGUAUCGGCAUAACAGCUUUGUCUGCCCUGGCAGUGAAUAGAACUCCUGCCCUCAUGAACUUCAUGAUGAGAGGCUCUUGGGUGACAAUUGGUGCAACCUUUGCAGCCAUGAUUGGAGCUGGAAUGCUGGUCCAGUCGAUAUCAUAUGACCAGAGCCCAGGCCCAAAGCAUCUUGCUUGGUUACUACAUUCUGGUGUGAUGGGUGCAGUGGUGGCUCCUCUGACGAUAUUAGGGGGGCCUCUUCUCAUCAGAGCUGCAUGGUACACAGCUGGUGUUGUGGGAGGCCUCUCCACUGUGGCCAUGUGUGCACCCAGUGAGAAGUUUUUGAACAUGGGAGCACCCCUGGGCGUGGGCCUGGGCGUCGUCUUUGUGUCCUCACUAGGAUCUAUGUUUCUUCCACCUACCACUGUGGCUGGCGCCACUCUGUACUCAGUGGCAGUUUAUGGUGGAUUAGUUCUUUUCAGCAUGUUUCUUCUGUAUGAUACACAGAAAGUAAUCAAGCGUGCAGAAGUAGUACCAGUGUAUGGAGUUCAAAAAUACGAUCCCAUCAAUUCGAUGCUGGGAAUCUACAUGGAUACAUUAAACAUAUUUAUGCGAAUUGCCAGUAUUCUAGCAACUGGAGGCAACAGAAAGAAAUGAAGUGACUCAGCUUCUGACUUCCUUAAUACAUCAGAUAUCUGGCUUGUUUAAUAGGGGCAGAUAUUCUUUAAAUAGUUUGUGCAAGCAGCUUUCGUUGAAGUUUAGAAGAUAAGAACUUGUCAACAUGUUUCAGGUGUUCCAGUAAUGUGAUGCUUCAGGUCUGCUUUUUCUUCUGGAGAAUAAAUUCAGUAGUUCUCUUCCAGAUA
Lipotes vexillifer (Yangtze River dolphin) is the source of this 1403-nucleotide messenger RNA. RefSeq names its product growth hormone inducible transmembrane protein (gene GHITM). The transcript has 9 exons. The record is from RefSeq and is a predicted model, not a curated record. NCBI's taxonomy places the organism in Eukaryota, Metazoa, Chordata, Mammalia, Artiodactyla, Lipotidae. Gene Ontology annotation, cellular component: mitochondrial inner membrane. Bases 160 to 1197 code for a protein of 345 amino acids.